Molecule: messenger RNA, 375 nt
Organism: Penicillium bovifimosum
Lineage: Eukaryota; Fungi; Ascomycota; Eurotiomycetes; Eurotiales; Aspergillaceae
Product: H(+)-transporting V1 sector ATPase subunit F
Exons: 5
Coding region: 1-375 (124 amino acids)
Biological process (GO): proton transmembrane transport
Cellular component (GO): proton-transporting V-type ATPase, V1 domain; fungal-type vacuole membrane
Molecular function (GO): proton-transporting ATPase activity, rotational mechanism
Source: RefSeq, a predicted model, not a curated record
AUGGCGGCAUCGGCCGCAACAUACAAGGACCGGCAGUUCCUUGCCGUCAUUGGUGAUGAAGACUCCGUUACUGGUCUUUUGCUCGCUGGCAUCGGGCAUGUUACCGAACCGCCGGAAUCCCAGCGAAACUUCCUUGUGGUAGAUUCUAAGACUGAGACGUCGGAGAUCGAACGGGCCUUCCAGAACUUCACCCAGGAGAGGAAAGACAUUGCUGUGCUUUUGAUUAACCAGCAUAUUGCUGAACGCAUCCGUCACAGUGUCGACACGUUCACCGAUCCCUUCCCGGCUGUUCUUGAGAUCCCCAGCAAAGACCACCCAUACGACCCGGAGAAAGAUAGCGUUCUGAAGCGUGUUCGCCGCCUGUUUGGAGAGUAG